GUGAAUGAUGUGAGAACUAUUUGGUCAAACAUUUUGAACAAAACGAAUCAACAGAAUAUUUUGAUAGCAAAUGGUCUAUACCUUAGCGAAGGCUUUCAAAUCUCGCAAAAAUUUAGGCAUUUAAUGACAAACACUUAUAACGCAAACAUCGAUUCCUUGGAUUUCACAUCAAAAGAAACGGUCAAAACAAUUAACAAUUAUAUUAGCGACAAAACAAAUGGACACAUUUCCAAAUUGGUAGACACAUUGGAUGCAAACACUAUUUUGUUACUUAUAAAUGCGGUCCAUUUUAAAGGCCAAUGGCUCACACCUUUUGAACCAAAGGAAACUAAACUAGAAUCCUUCCAAAAUUUUGGCACUCGAACUGUGCUCAUUCCCACCAUGAAGAUUGAGAAACAAAAGUAUGAUUACAUGAAUAUAUCGGAAUCUGAGUUGAAUUACGAGUUGUUAGGCAUUCCAUAUUUCGAUAAGUUAUUGGAUUUUUAUAUUCUUUUGCCAAAAACUGGUGAUAAGAAGGAUAUGAAAAAAAUACUGGAAAAAGUGUCAAUCGAUUCAUUAAACAAACAAAUAAAAUCAGCGAAACAACAAGAGUGCGACCUAUGGUUACCUAAAUUCAAGACUGACUCGAGUUUUGCAUUGAAACAAGAAUUGCAAGAAUUAGGUCUAAAGCGAACAUUCACUUCAAAUGCCGACUUCUUCACAAUCAAUGGAAACAAAGGGGUCUAUGUAUCUGAGGUUAGAACUUACAACAUAUCACUACUCAAUGAUUGUGUAAACAUUACAAUCAUAUCAUUUCAGUUCAUUCAUAAAUCAGUGAUCGAAGUGAGCGAAGAGGGCACCGAAGCCUCGGCCGCCACAGGGGCUGAACUCAUGCNG
Molecule: messenger RNA, 876 nt
Organism: Medioppia subpectinata
Lineage: Eukaryota; Metazoa; Arthropoda; Arachnida; Sarcoptiformes; Oppiidae
Source: the annotation of a GenBank genome assembly